CUACAUGCGUCUUACAGUUAGAUGCCUUGCCGUUGUUUAAUUAUUGUCGAAGCAGCACCACGUGAAAUCCACUCUCAUACAACCGAUUUGGUGCGCAACAAUAUUAGGACUGUACCAUUAUCGCUGCGAACGGGCGCGAAGGUUGUACCCCCUUCGAUACAAUGCAUUCGCCCAUGGUGUAGCGCGAGAUUGUAGUACAACCAACUUCAGUGUGUAGCCAGAGUCUACAAUGAAGGCAUGCAUGGAUGAGGCGGGCAGUGGAUUGUUUCUACCUUAAAGGCAUAAGUCUGAUCUAUGAUUACUUGGCUGAUUUUAAGCUAGUAAACUUGGCCGAUUAAACCGGUUGUCAGUGUUUUGAACAAUCGGCCCUCAAGGUACAAAAUAGAACGAGCGACGGCUGAUCGCGCUUUGCUUGUGAGCUCUGUUAAAGGGGCUAGUGAUGAGCGCGCUUGACGUUAUGCAGGAUUUACCUUGGAGCUAAACCAUUGUGGAUUACUGUUCAUGUAUAAUAUUUUUGUUUCUUUGCAACCUACCUCAUUCUGUGGAUUGUGAAUGAAAGAAUUUUCUCCAAAAUGAGCCAGUUUUGGAAAGGUGUGGAUUUACCUGUGUUAAACGCAGUUUACCUGUGUUUUCUACUGCUAACGUUGUGUGUUUCGUGGGGGGAGAGCCGUUCAUGCCCCCGGGAGUGUUCCUGUCGGAACAAAUACAUCGACUGCAGCUUCAGAGGACUAUUAUAUGUUCCUUCGGAUAUACCUAAUGAUGUGGAGAAAUUGGAUUUACAAGGAAACAACCUAACGGUUUUACGAAGAUCGGACUUCGCAGGGAUGAAAAAACUCAGGAUACUGCAACUAUUGGACAACAAGAUACGUCUGAUCGAGAAGGGGGCGUUUGUAGAUCUGGUCAGCAUGGAGCGUCUGCGCCUCGACCGGAACCUGCUUGUGUCUACCCCGGAUAACCUGUUUGCAAACAUGCCCAACCUGCUCAGACUGGAUCUGAGCUACAACAAGCUUCUGUACAUAGGCAGAAGAACUUUAAAAAGUUCUACUUUGAAAAAUUUACAACUUGACCAUAAUGAAAUUACUUGCAUAUCUGACACUGGAAUCAAGGGAUUAAGGAACAUGGAGAUUCUAACGCUGAGUAAUAACAACAUAACUACACUGCCUAAGGAUAUGUUCCAAGGAAUGAACAAACUAAGAGUUCUACGUAUCAGUGACAACCGCCUGGUGUGUGACUGUCACCUGGCAUGGCUGGCGCGAUGGCUGCGAGCAAACCCAACUCUGGCUCUCUUCACCGAGUGUGCCAUGCCGAAUCACUUGAAGAACAACGAGAUAGCCGAGCUGCAGGACAUGGACUUCAGGUGUAUUCCGGGUGUGGACAACCCCCACCCUCACGCUUGUGUGGCAGAGAACCUGUGUCCCCGGGAGUGCACCUGUACUGAGGGGAUCAUCGACUGUCGGGACAAGGGCCUGACCCAGAUUCCGGACAAUAUCCCAGAAACGGCAACUGAACUGCGUAUUGAAGAAAACCAUAUAACGCAGAUUCCCUCGAGAGUAUUUUCAGAACUUAACAAACUUCAGAGGAUCGAUAUGAGCAAUAACCAGAUCUCCUAUAUCGCCCCUGAUGCCUUCUCGGGACUCCAGUCUCUUAGAACACUCGUACUUUACGGAAACAAGAUAUCGGAUUUACCUCCUGGUGUGUUCAAUGGAUUAAUCAAUCUACAACUCCUGUUGCUGAAUGCCAACAAGAUUACAUGUGUGCGAGUGGAUGCAUUUAGAGAUCUACGCAACCUCAACUUAUUAUCGCUGUAUGACAACAAGAUACAGUCUCUGGCAAACAACACCUUCACACCACUGAGAAACAUACAGACACUACAUCUUGCUCGGAAUCCGUUUAUUUGCGAUUGUAAUCUUCACUGGCUCUCAGAGUACCUUCACGACCAUCCCAUCGAGACAAGCGGUGCACGCUGUGAGACGCCUCGCAGGAUGCGCAGGAAGAAGAUCGGACAUGUUCGAGCGAACAAGUUCAAAUGCUCCGAAGCUCACAGAACAAAGAAUGCAGGGAACUGUAUGAUAGAUCGGGAAUGUCCGCGGGAGUGUGUAUGCCUCGGAACAACUGUGGACUGUUCAGGGCGCGGGCUAAAAUAUAUCCCCAAGGAACUGCCCAUGUAUACAACUGAAUUAAAACUGGAAAAUAAUGAAAUAAAUCGAAUUAAGAAUGAUGGAAUAUUCAAGAAAAAGCUACCCAAUCUGCAAAUACUGGACUUGAAUGAUAAUGCAAUAGAUGUCAUAGAAGACGGAGCAUUCGAAGGGGCAGAAAAACUAACAGACCUACUGGUGACUAACAACAAGCUUACCCAGCUCUCUUCUGCAUCUCUGCGAGGUCUGCAGCAUGUCAAGUCUCUGAUGCUUCGAGGGAACAGAAUCACGUGUAUCAACAACGUUACGUUCACAGAGACGCCCCGAUUGAGAGUGUUAUCACUGUAUGACAACCAGAUCCGAUGUAUAACCCAAGGCGCUUUUGACAGACUGCACUACCUAUCAACACUAAACUUGAUGGCGAACCCGUUCAAUUGUAAUUGUCACCUUGGCUGGCUCUCUGAUUGGCUGAAGAGACGCAAUGUGAUCACUGGCACACCCACCUGCACUGCCCCCCACCCCCUCAAGAACACCCCCAUACAGGACCUGAAGCUGAAAGACUUUAUCUGUGAAGAGGUGAACGACAUUGGCUGCAACACUGGAGUAACACCAUGUUGUCAGGACAGCAGUAUCGUUGAGGAGAACAGUUGUGAUCCCCGAGCCUACUGUCCCCAAUGCUCCUGUGACGGCACCAAGGUCCGCUGCAGCCACCUGGACAUGACCGACAUCCCGAAGUACAUCCCACUCGACACCACAGAACUAUAUCUUGACGUCAACGAGAUCACCAAAAUCCCAAUGGAAAUAGGCUUGCUUACCAAACUCCAAAAACUGGAUUUAAGUCACAACAAUAUUGAGACCCUGCCAGAACUGAUCUUCGCUAAUCUGACCAAGCUAUCAACACUGAUCCUGAGUUACAACAACAUCCAGUGUAUGGGGGACACCAGUUUCUCCGGCCUCAAGGAACUGAGGAUAUUGUCUCUCCAUGGGAACAACCUGUCUGUGAUCCCUUACAAUGCCUUCAAGGAUCUUGUUGCACUCACUCACAUUGCACUGGGUGGAAACCCUAUGUACUGUGACUGCAACCUCAAGUGGCUGUCGGACUGGAUCAAGCGUGACUACAUCGAACCAGGAAUCGCACAGUGUGUUGGACCUGAGAAGAUGAAGGACAAGCUUCUCCUCACCACACCGUCACACUACUUUGAAUGUCUUGGUGACCCUGACCCUCAAGUGGCCGAGAAAUGUAAUGUUUGUCUGAAGAAACCAUGUUUUCAUGGCGGAAAGUGUCACCUUAAAGACUUCAAGAACUUUACAUGUGAUUGUUCAGCUGGUUACCAUGGUUACCAGUGCGAGAAACAGAUUGACGCCUGUUUUGGUAAUCCCUGUAAUAAUGGCGGCAAGUGCACAGUUAUGGAGUUUGGUCGAUUUCAGUGUCACUGCCUGGACGGGUUUGAGGGCGAGAGGUGCGAGACCAACAUCGAUGACUGUAUCACCCACUCCUGCACUAACAACGCCACCUGCGUGGAUGAGAUCCAGUCCUACUCCUGCCACUGUGCACCAGGAUAUAUGGGCAAGAGGUGUGAGACAAGGAUUCCGUUCUGCAAGGCUGGGUUUAACUACUGCAUGAACGGCGCUACAUGUGUCAGCACCGGCUCCGAUUACAGGUGUGAAUGUACCCCAGGAUACCAAGGCAAGAACUGCUCGGAGAAUGUUGACGAUUGUAAGUCCCACACCUGCCAGAACAGUGCCACGUGUUUGGACGGCUUAAACACUUACUCUUGCAUGUGUGAUCGUGGCUACUCCGGCAAACAUUGCGAGAUUGCACCUGUCCUCGCAUUACCGUUACUACGACAACAAGCGUCCGGCGCCUGCCGGUUCCAUGCUUGUCAAAACAACGGCAUCUGCUAUCAGCCCCAUGGCAUGCAACAAGCUGAUUAUAUGUGUAAAUGCGCACCAGGUUUUGAUGGCAAGAAAUGUGAGAAAUUAUCCAGUGUGUCUUUGAACGAAAAGGACUCGUAUAUUCAGCUCCCACCAGUAGACUUCCAAAAAGGAGUCAACAUCACUAUCGUCUUCAUCACCGACUCAAACCAAGGCAUCAUCAUGUAUGCUGGGAGGGAGCAGCAUGUGGGCGUGGAGGUGUUCCGCGGACACAUACGCGUUAGUUACGAUGUGGGGAACUAUCCUGUAUCGACAAUGUUUAGUUACGAGCGUGUGGCGGACGGCAAGCAGCACGUCCUUGAGAUGAACAUCAAACGGAAGAACUUCACCAUGCAGAUUGAUAAUUCUGGAGUCCCCCGAACAGUCAUCAAUGAGGGCCCAAAGGAUUUCCUCAAUGUCAAGGACGAUCUGUUUCUGGGAGGAUUGCCAGCCAAUGUGAACACUCGAGCCUUUAAGAAGUGGCACGUGAGAGAUGGAACCAGUUUCAAAGGUUGCCUAAGCAAGGUCUUCAUCAACCGCAAGCAGCAGGACCUUCUGUCGUCGCGUCACCGUCACCGCGUGACCCCAGGGUGCCAGUUUGACCCCUGCCAGAACCACAUGUGUCAGCGUGGUAGGUGCAAGCCGAGGAAGAACAAAUCAGGCUACAGGUGUAAAUGCAGGCGGGGCUACUCGGGCACAUUCUGUGACAAAGAACCUUCUUGCACUGAGAUUGUUUUCCGUGACAUCUACAUCGACCCUAAGACCAAGUGUAAGUCCCGAGCCAAGAUAAAGUACCGUCGCUGUGAGGGCCAUUGUGGAGACAACUCUUGCUGUAAACCGAAAAAGAUCAAGACGCGGAAAGUUCGACUAUUCUGUCCUGACGGCUCGACAUAUAUCUACGAGCUUCCUGUCAUCCGCCGAUGUCGCUGCAAGAAGUGCUGAAAGAAACUCAAGUGCCACAUUUUGAUGUUUGAUGUACUCGAGAAAAGCAUUGACCAGCCUGCUUGAAGGUGAUUGGUCAGAAACUUUGUUAGAUGUUUCUGAUUGGACGAUAUACAUGCUUUAACCAAAGAAAGGUUGUGAAGGGAAAAAGUUCACAGGAUAAAACCAAGAUGUGGUUAUAAAUGGACAGCAAUAUCUGCCAGGAAGAGUUGUCUACCUUGUACAAAGUGCUUCUGUCUGAUCCAACACCUGACAAGAAGCAUCUGAAAACGGUGUACGUUUAUUUUCUUAACGUGAUGUAAAUCUUCGUCAGGAUGUUUUUGUGACUUGUUCAUCCUCAAAUCAUGGAUAUGUGUGAUGGUGUGUCCGAACAAUUUUAUGACGCAGAGUCACGUGACUAGGUCACAUGAUCGUUGGCAACCAUUUGAGGACAAUCAAUACCCUUGAGGCUGCAUUCAGAUAUCUGGAGAUGCUUCAUGUACCAAAUUACUUAGAAUUGUUUUAUAUUAAACUUUAAUGGUCUGAUUGUGAUAAAGUUGUUUUCUUUUCAUAAAACUUGAGUCAUUUACAUAUUUAGCUAUUUAUAACCCCCGUCACUAUGGCAACCAAUAUGUAGCCCCAUCCUAUAAUUGUGACGGCAUGCCUCCCUCCGUUGACAAUGUAGAAAUGGCAUUUCCCUGUAGACAUCUUUCAAAGUAGGUUUUAUUCAAUUCAAAUAAUAUAUCACACCAAUAAUAACAUAAGUGUUUUCAUAAAGGUUUUUUAAUCAGUGUUUUCGAAAUAUAUAGAAUGUUUUGUUGCAAUCGUGUUUCAAAUAUCUUGUAUUUAGAUCUAAAAUUUCAGAUGUUCACAAUAACAAGUUAUCAUUUGUCAUACCAGUAAUUUGUCAUGUCCUUUAUUUUGAUAAUUACUAAACAGCGUAUAAUUCUAUUUCUGAAACAAGACAAUUUUAAAGUAUUUUCUACGCGUAAGAUAACAGUUGGGAUAUAUGCUCCAAUGAGAUUUAAUGUCACCUCUUCCACUGCCAGCGAAAA
Haliotis rubra (blacklip abalone) is the source of this 6025-nucleotide messenger RNA. RefSeq names its product protein slit-like. The record is from RefSeq and is a predicted model, not a curated record. Lineage: Eukaryota; Metazoa; Mollusca; Gastropoda; Lepetellida; Haliotidae. Gene Ontology annotation, biological process: axon guidance. Gene Ontology annotation, molecular function: calcium ion binding; heparin binding; Roundabout binding.